AUGGGGCUGUUACUGCUUAAAGCCCAUUCACCUUGUGAAGAGAAGGCGCUCUCUCAGGUGCUUAUCAAGAGUGGUAGUGGAAGUGGGGAGAAAACAAUUGUGCCUCAAAAUGUGCCAUAUAUGGUACCUAUCAUAAGGUACCAUGAGACUGACAGCGCCAUAUACCUCGUGCUCAAAUUUAUUAGUGGUGGUAAAUUAUGGAGUCACAUUGGUAAAUAUGUGUCAGAAACAAAUCCAGGGCAUGGAGAAUUGUUUGACAUAACAAGGGAAAAUACUUAUGCUGGCCACCGCUUUUUACUGGAAAAUACAGACUGUGAUGGCCUAGCUGUCGAUGGCUUAUCCCUAUGUGAGACUCCAUCUAUGAUAUCCAACAUUUCCUCACAACAGUCUUGCCCUUUGCCGCCUCCGUCUAAUAACCUCCUCAGUGUGCCUGAUAAUGGUUCAGUUGAUGGAUGCUCUACUUGUUCUGAGGCAUCUUCGUCUUGUUUGCCAGAUGGUUAUUUGCCAAUAUUUUCUGAUUACACUCCCAGUUUACCGUCCUCUUCUUCCAUGGUUGUUAUUCCCCGUGCUGGGAAUGAUGCAAAUCAGGAUGGUGAUUCAGUGCCAAAAUCUAGUAGCACAGGAGCUUUAACUUUGGAAUCGACAUGCACCGAAGAAGUUCCACAUAAGGAUAGAGAUAAAGUAAAAGAUGCCAAGUUAUCAACAGCUGAAGAGAGAGACAUCAUUGGUGGUGCCGUUGUGAAAUUCGUAAUACUACUGAAGUUUAAUGGAGACAGUGUUAGUAUUGGAAGUGACACUCUUUCCGGUGUUAGCGAAGAUUUUAGUUGUUCUUUGCCCCCUAAUGUUCCUGAUCUGCUGCCUGACCCCAUACCAUUACCAGAAGUCAAGAUAACAUUUGAUGCGGUAGAGGCUGAUGAAUCAUACUUGAAAAAUGAGGAGAAAAAUUAUGAUCAUAACUUCCAAACAGAAGGACAUGGUCACAUCAGCUCAGGUAAAGAGACUGUGAUUGAGGAAGUUCCAUGUUAUUUAAGUGAUAUUGGUGCAGAUGUCCAGUGUGAUAGUUUAUACAGAUUAUGUGAUAAUGUAGAGGUUAGUUCAGAUACUGGGAAAGGGGACUUGGACGGCAGUCCAGACACUCACCUAAAGGUUGAUGAGGACAAAGAUGAUAUUAGUGUGACAGACACAUCUUUUGCAAGUGUAACUUUACCAUCAUUUUCAUGGACAAAAAAAGAAGACUCUGAGUUGGCUUCCCUUGAUAUAGAAGACUUGAUAAGAAACUCGAAAAUGUUGUUACAAAAUGUUGAUCAUACAUUGCAGCAGAGUAAAACCCAGAGUGUUUUAGCAUUCAAUGAUUCAGAUGACAGUGUGUCUGUUGAGCAUUCUGAACUUCCUUAUGAUGGUGCAAAUGCAGCUCCUGAUCAACAAGAUACAUUUUUCCUGUUAUUUUGUUUGGAAAGUCUUGAAUGGGACCUUAGUAAGUUCAUAAAGAAGCCAGUGAUUGUUAACCACAAUGCUACUGCAUAUGCAUUAUUGAUUAGGCUGGUCAAAGACUUUAAUCCGGACAAUGUUUUGUUGGAUGAAGGUGGCAGUAUCCUCUUGACUUAUGAAAGCCGCUGGUCAUGUGUACAGCAUGACAUUCGAGGAGGCAAAGGUUGGAAAAUAAUGGAUGGGGAGGUAUUUCAUUUAUGGAAAGGUUACUUGGCCCCAGAGCUUGAAUCUCCACUAACAUAUCCAAGUGCUGCUUCUGACUGGUGGUCUGUAGGAGCACUAAUGUAUCAUAUGUUGACUGGUCAGAGUGUUUCAGCUGCACAUCCCUGUGGUGUCACAUCUCAUACAGAACUUUUCAUGCCAUCUCACCUGUCUCCUGAGGCAGCAUCCCUUCUCUCUCAGUUGUUGUGUGCCCACCCAACAGAAAGGCUUGGAGGUGGUAUUGCAGGACCACAGGAGAUCAAAGACCAUGCCUUCUUCACUGGCAUACAGUGGACUGAAUGAAAAUUUUCCCUACAUACGUGACUGAAUAGGAGAGAAUCAUGUUUGUGAAAAUUUGAUGGUCAGUAAGUCAUGGUUAAAGUUUUCAUGGUUUAUUCCUUCUCACAC
Macrobrachium nipponense is the source of this 2097-nucleotide messenger RNA. Its product is annotated as ribosomal protein S6 kinase delta-1-like. NCBI's taxonomy places the organism in Eukaryota, Metazoa, Arthropoda, Malacostraca, Decapoda, Palaemonidae. Gene Ontology annotation, biological process: protein phosphorylation. The record is from RefSeq and is a predicted model, not a curated record. Gene Ontology annotation, molecular function: ATP binding; protein kinase activity.